AUGAAGCUCAUUUUACAGAGGUAAUGAGUGAGACAUGUACACGCGAUGUCCAUCAAGUUGUUUUUUAUCCAGAAUAUAGAGAAAAAAAUGUUUUAAACCAUCUAAAUCUGUUUUUUUUUUCAUCAUCACAGCACCCUAACAUAUUGGGAUUGGGGCUGUAUAUUCAUCGUGAUGGGUCACACAGUUGACAUGUUAAAUCUUAUUUGUUAUUAUAAGUGGCUCAAAAAAUCUCAUUAUAAAUCAGAUGCAAGAUUUUCUGAUACUCCAGGAUUCAGGCUGAUCAAAAUGAGCUUUCUCUGGACUGAUCCUGCUCUGUGGGUUUUGUCCAGCAGUCGUGGACCUAAAUCUUAAUGAGCUUCUCUUCUUUAAACUCAUCUCUAGCAGCCAGUGCACCUCAUCUGGAUCUGCCUCUCAGAGUGAUCGCUCAAAAGAUGCCGGGAUCAAUUUUAAGAAGGCAGAAACACGCUCUCUGCAGUAAGUGUUGAUCAAAACUUUUCUCUUGAAAAAAAUGACGUUUAUGUGAGUUCAGGACUCACAAACACACAGAAACAGUUUGAGUUAAAUUUGAACUCUUACAGUUUUUCUCAGUCACUUUGGUGCAUGUCUCAGAUCAGAAUGAAAGUUCUCACAACUAUUUGUUCAAACUCCACAGCAUUCAGUUAUUUGUGCACAUCGUCGUAGCAGUCAAGGGUUUGCUGUUAAUGUUGAAUUUAGUUCUGAUUAAGUGAAUUUCUCGUCGUAGGGAUGGAAACAUGGACAAACAGAAAAUGGAGCAAACAGCAAAGUGGUGUGAAGCAGCUGGUCACACCAAGAUCCCACCAAAGCUGUGA
This is a messenger RNA of Xyrichtys novacula (pearly razorfish), 830 nucleotides long. The record is from the annotation of a GenBank genome assembly. NCBI's taxonomy places the organism in Eukaryota, Metazoa, Chordata, Actinopteri, Labriformes, Labridae.